Plenodomus lingam JN3 is the source of this 1047-nucleotide messenger RNA. NCBI's taxonomy places the organism in Eukaryota, Fungi, Ascomycota, Dothideomycetes, Pleosporales, Leptosphaeriaceae. The record is from RefSeq and is a predicted model, not a curated record.
AUGAUAGAGGUCAUUUACAUUGUGCGGCACGCGUUUCGCUCCAACUGGGCGGUGGAUCCGCAGACGGGCACAUACACGGCAUUGAUGGUCAAGACGCCAACUGGCAUACCAACAGAUCCACCAUUAACGUCCAAGGGGGUCCAACAGUCGAAAGAGCUAGCAGAGCAUUUGUGCAAGAUACAACCCCCGAUUGAACGCAUCUACUCAAGCCCCUUCUAUCGAUGUCUACAGACAUUACAGCCUACCACAGCCAGACUUUUCGCAGAGGGCAAGGUGAAGGGCAAGAUCAGAGUCGAUCGAGGCAUUGGAGAAUUCUUUGGCCGCGCCAACUGGGAGCAUCCUUCACCGCCUACCCUUCAGAUCUUGACUGCUCAUUUCGACAACCUGGAUCAAGAGUAUGUCUCCGUGCAUAUGCCUCCCGCCAAGGGUGAAAUGAUUGUGGAGCUUCAUGAACGUGUCAGGAGAGCGCUGGAUCACAUCAUUACGACACUUGACAAUGACCCGGAGCAGCCAAAGACAGUAAUUCUAUGCACUCAUGCGGCUACAAUGAUCGCAGCUGGCCGGGUGCUGACCGGUCAGAUGCCAGAUGACCCAGACGAAGAGGAUUUCCACUGCUACACAGCAGGCCUAUCCAAAUUCAUACGGAGGACUGACGGUCCUGGCAAAAGUGUUGUUGGGAACUGGGGUUGCGAGCUCAACUCAGAUACCUCGUACCUUUCCGGUGGAGCAGAGAGAGGCUGGCAUUUCAAUGGCGAAGAAAAUAUGAUACAUGCCACAGAAGCAUACGCUGUUCAGGCAGAUAAUCGACUGCAUAGUCCACGUCUACAAAGCCAUGAGCUUUCCACAUCGCUCCAAAGGUUAAGACUACGUCCAAAUAAGCUCAUCCACAUCCCCCGUAAUUUCCUCGUAACUCAUGCGAAACCCACAAAGUCUAGGCCACAGAUUUUGUGCCCAUAUAACACAUAUCCUGCGGCCCAACUGCAGGCCAAUCGGGUGUGCAUUCCCUACCAAAUAUGCGAGCGAGCUUCACAACGUCCAGUUGCCUGA